Molecule: messenger RNA, 718 nt
Organism: Rhipicephalus sanguineus (brown dog tick)
Lineage: Eukaryota; Metazoa; Arthropoda; Arachnida; Ixodida; Ixodidae
Product: transcription elongation factor 1 homolog
Exons: 4
Coding region: 136-387 (83 amino acids)
Biological process (GO): transcription elongation by RNA polymerase II
Cellular component (GO): transcription elongation factor complex
Molecular function (GO): RNA polymerase II complex binding
Source: RefSeq, a predicted model, not a curated record
GUUUCUAAAUUUUGCGCAACUGGCGACACCUGGCGAUAGCGUUUUUAAGCACGCCGUCGCGCCGCGGUGGAAAGCAGCGGAAAGGCCUGUGCUGCUGCAUUUUGAGAACUUUCCGUGCCCGAGCAGCUUGAAAGGAUGGGACGACGCAGAAGCAAGCGGAAGCCACCGCCGAAACGCAAGAACAUUGAACCCCUGGAGACGCAGUUCAACUGUCCUUUCUGCAACCACGAGCGCUCGUGCGAAGUCAAAAUGGAUCGGCAACGGAAUACAGGUCGCAUCACCUGUCGAGUCUGUUUGGAAGAUUUUCAGACGGCUAUAAACUAUCUCUCCGAAGCUAUCGACGUCUACAGUGACUGGAUCGAUGCAUGCGAGAGCGCAAACCAGUGAGGCGUGGGCAAGAAAGACCCGCCUCUCCUUCAUGUACAUAUUGUCCAUAGGAAUCGCCGGCGGAAAGGAGUGUCAUCGGAGCGCGUUCAUCCGACUGCGUGUGUGUGCAAGAGCCUUCCAUCUCUCUGUGUCGUGUCGUCGUCCCACCGGGCAGUGUGCGGACCACAAGCAACCAUCACCUACCCCCCUUCGCCCUCUGUGUUGUGCGCAUCUGCAAUGCAAAGUUCAGAAGCGCACACCGCGCUACUUCUCGUCGUCUGUUGGUGUGCUGCGGUCUCUGUUGUAAUGUUUCAUGGUUGGGGAAAGUAAUUAAAUCUGUUUUAUGUUGGGA